UGUUGCUGCCGUCUAGGUAAUCCUGGCCUCCGUUGCCAUGGGAAACCCGGUCGUUUUGUCGAAGAGCCUCCUGUCAGGAAGCUAUUAAUAGUCAGAUUCAGUUUCCAGUUACCCAGUUAAGCAGCACACCCGGAGGCAUCAACUCAACAACCUUUUUUCGAAUAUAUAAAACAUGUCGUAUUCAAGCCGAUUUGGUUUCGACUUCCAUUUGCCGGACGAGGGAUGGUGUUAUCCGAGGAACGACAUGCACUUUAUCCGCAGCGCGGAGUGGGUGCCCGUGGAGAAGGCUGGCGUGGGUCGUUCUUUUGCCAAUCCCAAUGGCGUGAUCUAUCCCCGGGUAGUUGGCAUGAUUCCUCGCUACGGAGGCCAUGUUCCGGGAAAUAAGUUUCGGGUGGGCAACACCUACGGCCGUUCCACUAUAGAUGCCAAGCGUCAUCUGGCUCUCAACCACGAUUGAAGACCAGAUUCUUCGAUUACUAAUAACCUAGUUCACGGAUAGCCAAUGAAAUUUUCUGUGUUACGCUUAGAAAAGCACCCAAAAUAAAUCGUAUACUGUAGAACUGUC
Messenger RNA from Drosophila eugracilis, 565 nucleotides. RefSeq names its product protein FAM166B. NCBI's taxonomy places the organism in Eukaryota, Metazoa, Arthropoda, Insecta, Diptera, Drosophilidae. The record is from RefSeq and is a predicted model, not a curated record. Bases 173 to 457 code for a protein of 94 amino acids. The transcript has 2 exons.